AUGGACAACACGUACCAACGUGCUAUGCAACACCAGGAUCAUGACCUGCCUGCGAAAUUGAAGGCCAUCUCCGAAGCUGGAUUCGAGGCUAUCGAGCUCUCGAUGCCGGAUAUCUUGUCUUACGGCCAGAAACUUAGCGGCAAUGAAAUUGAUCCCAAGGACUACGGCAUGCUCAAGCAGAUCGGCAUGAACAUCCGAAGGCUCUGUGAGCAGCACCACCUUCACAUUCUCAUGUUGCAGCCAUUUGCCAAUUUUGAGGGAUGGCCCAAAGACUCCGAUGAGCGAAAAGAUGCCUUUGAGAGAGCCGAAGGUUGGUCGUUGGUUAUGGAGGCUGCUGGAACGGACAUGCUCCAGGUUGGGUCUUCGGAUGCACCUAACAUCGAAGGGGACCAUGAAUACCUCGCAGCAGACCUCGCAGAGCUUGCAGAUAUCCUGGCCAAGAAGAAUCAAUGCAUCGCCUAUGAGAACUGGUGUUGGGCUACCCACGCUCCGGACUGGAAGGAUGUCUGGGAUAUAGUCCGAAAAGCCAACCGACCUAACCUCGGCCUCUGUCUCGACACUUUCCAGUCUGCAGGUGGUGAAUGGGCCGACCCUACGACAGAAUCGGGCCUGGUCGAAAAGGAUGGCACUACAGCUGAUGUGGAGGAGCGAUGGAAGCAGAGUCUUCAAGACCUAGCUGCAACAGUCCCUGCGGACAAGAUCUUCCUGUUGCAAGUUUCGGAUGCGUACAAGAUGACUCCCCCCAUUGCCAACGAGAUCGACAAGGACGGACUGCGACCACGAGGUCAAUGGAGCCAUGACUAUCGACCGCUUCCUUACGAUGGCGGCUACCUUCCUGUGGAGGACUUUACGAGAGCGGUGUUGGGGACAGGCUUCAGAGGAUGGUUCUCGAUGGAGGUCUUUGACGGACAGGGACCGCAGAAGUACACAUCGAUGGAGCUAUACACGACGAAGGCCAUGGAAGCACUGAAUACUCUGGUCAACAAUUGCUGCAAGGACAAAUGA
This is a messenger RNA of Cyphellophora europaea CBS 101466, 1005 nucleotides long. RefSeq lists its product as uncharacterized. The record is from RefSeq and is a predicted model, not a curated record. The transcript is spliced from 3 exons. The coding region runs from base 1 to 1005 and encodes 334 amino acids. NCBI's taxonomy places the organism in Eukaryota, Fungi, Ascomycota, Eurotiomycetes, Chaetothyriales, Cyphellophoraceae.